UCCCCCUCUCUCUCUCUCCUCUCAUUAUGCCUGCUGAUCACUCUAGCUCUCCCCCUCUCAUUAUGCCUGCUGAUCACUCAACCUCUCCCCCUCUCUCUCCUCUCAUUAUGCCUGCUGAUCACUACCUCUCCCUUUCUACCUCCCCGAUCAGGUCUGUUUCUUCCCCUCUCUUUCUCUCCUCUUUCUCCUCUCAUUAUGCCUGCUGAUCACUCUACCUCUCCCCCUCUCUCUCCUCUCAUUAUGCCUGCUGAUCACUCUACCUCUCCCCCUCUCUCUCCUCUCAUUAUGCCUGCUGAUCACCCUACCUCUCCCCUUCUACCUCCCCAAUCAGGUCUGUCUCUUCCCCUCUCUCUCUCUCCUCUUUCUCCUCUCAUUAUGCCUGCUGAUCACUACCUCUCCCCCUCUCUCUCCUCUCAUUAUGCCUGCUGAUCACUCUACCUCUCCCCCUCUCUCUCUCCUCUCAUUAUGCCUGCUGAUCACCCUACCUCUCCUUUUCUACCUCCCCGAUCAGGUCUGUCUCUUCCCCUCUCUUUCUCUCCUCUCAUUAUGCCUGCUGAUCACCCUACCUCUCCCCUUCUACCACCCCAAUCAGGUCUGUCUCUUCCCCUCUCUCCUCUCUCCUCUCAUUAUGCCUGCUGAUCAAUCUAUCUCUCCCUUUCUACCUCCCCAAUCAGGUCUGUCUCUCUCAAUCCAUCACUGAUUGUCUCCCCAGACUGUGUACCUUGAUCACUAGACAGACGGUGUACCUUGAUCACUAGACAGACUUUGUACCUUGAUCACUAGACAGACUGUGUACCUUGAUCACUAGACAGACUGUGUACCUUGAUCACUAGACAGACUGUGUACCUUGAUCACUAGACAGACUGUGUACCUUCAGACCCAUAUCUUAUAAUUGGCCUUCACCCAACAUUGCGAUGAAUUUCAACCUGAGCUUUGACAGCAUGUUUAUUAGGUCGUAUUGAAAGAUCAAAACAACUGUCUUGACAGACUUUAUUUAUUUAGGUUUAGUUUAUUAUCACUAAAUCAAAUACAGAAUUGUUUUCUGUUGAAGCACAAACACUGCUCUCUCCCAUCUCAGGCCUGUGGUCAGACGAAUUAGUGGUGAUUGGCUGCUUCUCCCUGAUGUUCUGUCUGGCUGGGCUGAUCCCAGAUCUGUGCCAUCCCUAGCCCCUGCCAUCUUGUGUCAGCUCUCAGCACAAUGCUGAGACAUCCAUAGUUCUCACCAAGGGUGUGUGUGUGUGUGUGUGUGUGUGUGUGUGUGUGUGUGUGUGACCUCACUGUCUUCUUCGUACUUGAAUAUAAUAGCUUGUUUUGUUGGUUUAAAACAGUAUGUGAUGUCAUGUCCUUCCACAGAGUCAGUACCUGUUUGCGUGUCGUUUUGUUUUCCUCUCAGGCUGGCUGUCACUGCAGAGUGAUAGAGAGACACGGAGAAAGACGAGGAGAGGAGAGAGGAGCCUCCAUGUCUGCUCCUGUCCCUUCCAGUCGGAGAUCUGCGUCUGGCUCACGCAGAUUCAACCCUCUGAAUCCUCUGCAGCCCAAACGCCGCUUGCAGCAAAUGCUGUCGUCGUCCUCCUCGCCCGUACCCGUACCACUACCGACGCGCCCUGCACGGACAGCUGCCCCAGUCAGCAACAGAGAUCCCCAUGGCAAUGCCUCUCUCAGCAGCAGCAGCACUAACUCUGGCUCCUGCAAGGGCAGUGACUGCAGCCCCACCAAGGGGCGUCAUAUGAAGGCAUACACCUCGUGUAAAGAUAACCAUGGCAUCCGCCCCCCUCCCCCAGAGCAGUACCUCACACCCCUGCAGCAGAAAGAGGUGUGUAUCAGACACCUGCGGGCCCGCCUCAAAGAAACCGUCGACAGGCUGCAGGACAGGGACUCUGAGAUCGACGAGUUGAGGACCCAGUUGUCUCGUAUGCAGGAGGACUGGGUAGAAGAAGAGUGUCACCGCGUGGAGGCCCAGCUGGCUCUGAAGGAGGCGCGCAGGGAGAUCCAGCAGCUCAAGGAAGUGGUGGACGUGGUGCGCACCAACCUCAACUCCAGCGACUCCACCGACACCGGCGUCCAGAAAUACUUCCAGGACAUCAACGUCCAGAACCACAAGCUGGAGACCCUGCUGCUCAGCAUGGAGCUGGCUCAGAACGGGGUGGCCAAGGAGCAGGAGGCUGCUGCUGCAGCACGAGGAGCGGCAGGGUGGGCUGGGAGGCCUGGGACUGCGGGGUCAUGGCCUGGAAGUAGUCCCGCUGCAUCAGGGACUGGAUGGGGUGGUUCCAAGAGUCUGUGUGGGUCUUGUGACGGCUCCCCCGCCCGCUCUCUGCCCCGUAGCUUCACCUACACCAAGCUGAGCGACCACUCGCUGGCGGAUAAGAACGGGAACAGCGUUUUAGGGGAGGAGAACCAUGACAGUGGCUUUGUGUGCUGUGGGGAGAGUCGCAGUGCAGCCAACAGUCAUAGUCACAGUCGCAGUGCAGCCAGCAGUCAUAGUCACAGUCGCAGUGCAGCCAGCAGUCACAGGGCAGAUCUGCUUCUGGAGGCAGCCUUCCUGUCUGAGGAGACAGCCUCUCUGCUCAGCACCUACUCCCUCCUGCCACACUUCUCCAACUACGACAAGCUGUGCCCCGGGAAGGACAGGGUGGCGCCCCUUCGCUGUGCCAUGGGUGGGGCGGGCAGCGCCAGCCACCCCUGUCUGUCCCACCACCUUUACCUGCACCACCCCAGGGAGCAGGCUGUCCAGACAGAGAGCUGUCCCGUCCCCGGUGGGGUGGGCUACGCCUCUGACCUGGACACCAUUGCGGAGCGCACAUUCCGCUCUCAGGCCUGCAGCCCCACCUCCACCUGGGUCUCAGACGAGGGAGACGACCUGGACUCGGUUACCCCAACAACCCUCACAGCUACAACAGAGCCCGGUCCUGGCCCUCCGUUACCCAGCUCUUCCUGCCUCUUAGUUGAUAUGCCCUCCCUCUCAGUGGAGGAGGAUGGGGAGGCGGUGGGGGAGUUGGAGUGGCAGACAGCGGUAGUGGGGGAGAGUGCCGGGGUGAUGGUAGAGGCAGGCAAGCAGGAGGAGGAUGGGCGAUUGGUACAAUUAUGUGAGCAUGAGGAGGUAAGGGGCCUAGGGUUGCUAGGGGAAGGAAAGCAGGAGGAGGUAAAGGGUCUGGGGUUGCUGGGGGAAGGAAAGCAGGAGGAGGUAAAGGAGUUAGAUGUAGAUAGUCAGAGGGAGGAAGUGGAGGUGUGGUCGGUGGAGGAGGUGGAGGUGAGGUCAGUGGAGGAGGUGAGGUCAGUGGAGGGGGAGGAGGUGAGUUCAGUAGAGGUGGAGGAGGUGAGAUCAGUGGAGGAACGGCCCCACACCUCCCAGCCCAUGAGAAGUUUGUUACAGCAGGAGGAGAUCGCUGGGGUGACGGUGGUAGAGGUUGAUGAUGAUGAAGAUCAGGCUCAGGGAGCAGUAGGGGGAGAAGAGGAGUCUACCUCGUCUGGGUCUGGACCAGCAGUGAAGAGCUACUGGAGCCGCCACUUCCUGGUUGACCUGCUGGCGGUGGCGGUACCCGUGGUGCCCACGGUGGCAUGGCUGUGCCGGGGGCCGCGGGGCGAUGCCCUGCCCAUUUACCACUUCGGCUCCCUGCUACGUGGCUGCUGCACCGUGGCCCUCAGCUCCCUGCGCAGGGCCGGGGGCGUUAGGCACUACCCCGCAGGCACAGGUGGGGGAGCCAUGGGAGGCACAGAGAUCUGAGACAGGCCCCAUGACACCCUGGGAGCUGCACACACAUAACCCUGCCCUCUCUGGUCCUGGGUCGUCCUCCACCUGAUGUACUGGGUAAAGGAAUGAGUGGAGGAAUGAUUCUGAAGACAGGACAGCCUCCUAGCAAACCAUAUAACUCUCUCCUUUGAGCCUUGCUCCUGGUGACCUCUUCCACCUCCUCUGCUGAACUGAGAAGAGACACCGGGAUGUGUUGAAGUGACACUGAAUGGUAGAACUGAACGAUUGAAUGGACACUGAAUGACCUGAGGGUGUGAUUGAUGCUGAUUGUAACUUCUCUCUCUAGUGUGCAGGGAGACUGAAUGGUCUGUCAGUCUCUGUGAGUCUCUUCAUUUGGUCCAGUUCAAUUUUGACUCGUGGUGUGUAAGUAU
Molecule: messenger RNA, 4119 nt
Organism: Oncorhynchus mykiss (rainbow trout)
Lineage: Eukaryota; Metazoa; Chordata; Actinopteri; Salmoniformes; Salmonidae
Source: RefSeq, a predicted model, not a curated record